AUGUUUAAUUGUUUUUUAUGUACUGAAAAUAAAUUUACUUCUACAAACCAGUAUAUAUGGCAUCUAAAGGUUUAUCACAACUUAGAUUCUCAAUCACUUUAUACAUGCAAACAGGAUAAUUGUUUUAGAGAUUUUCUCGGCUUACAUAAAUUUAGGCAACAUUUAAAUAGAACACAUGCAAAUAAAAGUAAUUCAAUUACACAACUGAACGUAGAAAUUGAUGGACCUUUAGAAAAUGAUUCAGGUAGUACUGCUUUUGAUCCAAAUAUUACAAAUGAAAAUAGUUUUGGAAAAAAUAUAAUUAAUUGCACGUUUAAAGAUAUUGUUACAAAUAAUGUUUCAAGUUUUAUUGCCAAGUUAUAUUCAAAGCCAAAUGUAACUGAGACAUUACUUCAAGAAAUAGUUGAAGGAGUUAAUGAAUUAUUUUCCAAUGAAAUUAUAACUCAUUUAAAAAAAAAAGUUUUUUCUGUUUUAACUAACUAUGAUACUUCUAAAAAAACUGAAAUAGAGGAAAUGUUUAAUGUUCUCGAAAAUCCUUUUUUGGAGUUCAAAACCAAACAUUUGCGAAUAAAAUAUUUUGAAAAUCAUAAUUUAUUUUUUAAACCCACAACAGUAGUAGUUGGUUAUAUGAAACAAAAAAAAAAAGUUGAAGGAAUUGAUCGUUUAUUAAUGGUACCUGUUCAAGGUCAUUUAUUAUCUUUUAAAAGUAAUUUAAAAUCAUUUUUUGAACUGCCAGAUAUAUACGAAACUGCCCUAAAAUUCACCAAUGAUUCUUUAAGCAGUACAGGUAUAUUAACUUCAUUUUUAAAUGGUUCCACAUGGAAAAAAAUUAAAUGUUCAUUUUCGGAUAAAAUUGUGUUUUCCAUUUUUUUAUACUACGAUGAUGCAGAAAUGGGUAAUCCAGGGUAG
This is a messenger RNA of Macrosiphum euphorbiae (potato aphid), 909 nucleotides long. Lineage: Eukaryota; Metazoa; Arthropoda; Insecta; Hemiptera; Aphididae. The record is from the annotation of a GenBank genome assembly.